Messenger RNA from Falco peregrinus (peregrine falcon), 5610 nucleotides. Its product is annotated as potassium voltage-gated channel subfamily C member 1-like. Gene Ontology annotation, biological process: protein homooligomerization; potassium ion transmembrane transport. The transcript has 4 exons. Gene Ontology annotation, molecular function: protein binding; delayed rectifier potassium channel activity. The record is from RefSeq and is a predicted model, not a curated record. Gene Ontology annotation, cellular component: dendrite membrane; axon; neuronal cell body membrane. The coding region runs from base 3205 to 4500 and encodes 431 amino acids. NCBI's taxonomy places the organism in Eukaryota, Metazoa, Chordata, Aves, Falconiformes, Falconidae.
GGACUCGCUCCCAAGUGUAGGGGGGCCUCCUGCAGCGGCUCCCUGCAGGGCCUGCGGCCCGUGGGCUGCUGAGGCCGGCGCCGAACGGGCGCGUUCUUCCCCUGCGUGGCUGUGGGGAGCGGAGGGACGGUGAGGGGUGUCGGGCUGGCCUCAGGGGAGCGGUGUGAGGAGGGGCGGCCGGAGGAUUUCGGGGCAGGCAGCGCUGCGCCCGGUGGGACGUGGAACACGGUCCCGGUGGCAGCGGACAGCGCCGGGCUUCGCGCUGUGUCUGCCGGAGCUGACUGGGGUGGGGGCCGCCGCGGCCUGAAGGGAGGCGGCAGGCCCGGCUAAAGCAGCGCGGAGCUUUCAGUGUCCCCGAGCUUCCAGCCUGGCUGCACGUACCCGCGCUUGCAGGAGACUUUACCUGCCCUUUUGUACAGUUGCAUCAUUUUACAGGUUUUUGCAGCAGGCUGAAUCAAGGACUGAUCCAGGUGAUAAACCGCUUAUCUUUUGAAGUGUUUUUUUUAUACAUUUUUUUCACUAUCUGUUUGCAUAAUCCCAGGAAUACACUUGUGUUAGACAUCAGCAGAGGUAGAACUGAAAUAUGGGAUGGGAAAAAAGCACUGGAGGUGGAAGUCCACAGAAGCUGCUUGCACCGGUUUUGCUAGUAGCCAAGCCUGUCGGUUCUGGUGCUAUCUCCAGCACUGAAAGAGUAGCUUCUUUCCCCAAGGAUAGCUCACGCUUUUUUGUUCAGUAUGUCCAAUGUUCUGAAGCAAGAUUUUGUUUGCAAAACUGUUAAUAAUCCUCACCAGUUUUUUUAUGAGUGUUCUCUAAAGAAAUGCUUACACUGGGAAGUUUAAACUCCUACUAGUGUAUUCUAGCACAAAUGCAGUUAAUGAAGCACACACACGCACACACCCCCCAAUGUAGACUAACGUGAGUAUGCCCGAGUACAUACGCAUGUGUACCUGAGUAUGCGCAAACAGGAGAAAAUUACAGAACUUCUGCCCUGUACAGAACAUUUAUUAAAUACCAAAUACUAUGGGAAAGAAACACCGAAUGAGGUCUGUUAAAAUACUAUCUUCGAAAAAUGCCUCAGUUUAUUACAGCUCCAAUUUCCUCCCCACUCCCCCCCCCCCCCCCCCCCCCCCCCCCCCCCCGAAAAGUCCACUUUGUUCUUUGGUGUGAAUAAAUGUAGGCCAAAUCGAAACAAGAGUUUCGUUACUCAAAAGAAGUGUGAGGUUGAGGGAACAGAUUUGACAUUCCUUGCCAAACUCCUGCAGUGCCUCAUGCUGUGAAAGUGAAUUCUCAGAAGAUAUGAGGCAGGGAGAAAACUUGGAAUAGAGCCCUGUUCUCUGGAAAUUGAGUUGCACUUUUCAUCUGCUUAAAAAAUGUUCUGAAAGGACAAGCUGUUUAAUGCAAUCAAAAGGUCUUAUUCAGAGCAUAGGAACACCAUGUGUCAUUUUGCUUGCCAGAUUAUUUCUGGGUUUCAGAAAUCAACUGCAGUGCAAAGGUUGUAAAAGACAAAUACUGCAGUGCUGUGGAACAGAUAGGAUACAUCAAGCUUGAUCAGAUCACCUGCUUCCAGAACCUCACAGACAUCAGAAAUUAAAAGUAUUUUUCAUUUGUACUCUCUGAGGGAGAAAGAUGUGAACCAUUUGAUGUCUGUUACGGAGAUGGAAAGGCGCAAGGACUGAAACAGCAGAGAUUUCACAUGCUUCUUGUCCUUUUCGAGUCUGGGUGUAAGGGGAAUUAUGCUUGCGCUGUUGCUCUGCUUGUGAUGUCUGGCUACGAGGUUGCUCAGUACAGAAUCAGGAGGUGAUAGGCAAAGAUGGCCCAUUGCCCAGAAUGUCCCGCACAAGAUUGGCAGUGAUUUGCCAGGAUUGUCUGUGGUGUCCCUGUAAUACUUGGGAAUCUGGAUGGUUAGGGUGAGUGGGGUUACUUGCAUCUGCAGGUUAAGUGCCAAUGAGGAGCGAAGAAACAGACUGUUAGCUAGGUAAAAGGUCUAAAUGGAAAACCUAUUCUUUGAAAGAAAAGAAAUUUCAGUGUGUCAGGGUAAUGUAGGCAGUGGAUUAAAAUGGAAAAUCCAGCAAGUGAACUGUGAUGAUACUUCCUCUAAAGAAACGUGAAUCUGCUUUUUAUUUGUCUAACUGAAAAGGGAGCCCCCAGAGCCUUCCUGAACAGUCUUGCUCUUGCUGGGAAUAAGGAAAUUCCUUUUCCUGCUUUCUUUCCAGAGAGUUUGAAGUAAGCAGAGGUGAUACCUAGGAACAGCCUCGGAACAUCAGCUGAAAGGGAAUUUCACAGGCAGCAUUCCCUUCUUGACUGGGAUUAGCAUCUAUGUGCCAACCUUCUUCCUGGAGUAAUCAAUGACAAAAAAAGCAUUUAAAAUCAGUGGGUGCAAAGGGUUAAGUUUUGGGUCAUUCAGAAAUUAAGGAAAAGUCCUUUAAACUGAAAAGGGAGAGAGCAUGACAAGAAGAUGGGAGGUCACGUGGGUUUUUUUGUUUGUUUGCUCCUGUUUUUUAUAUAUUAUUUUCUAACUCAAACUUGAAUAAGGCACAGCCAAGAAAGAACGAUGCUUUGUCUGCCUUUCUGUGGCUUGAUAGUUUAAUCUGUAAUUGGUCCCAAGACAUUUGAGCUCCACUCAUUUCCCAAACACCAUGUCCCUUUGAGCUUGUUAGCAGAGCAGUGGGUGGCGGAGUAGCCAAAACGUUGUUGCCUUCUUGUUUGACUGUUAUCCCCUGGAGUAGGGAGAGGGACUGCUGAUAGGGCAGAGAACAAGGCAGAGGGGCCUUUGCGUCUUUUCAGUGCUGUUUGCUGGUUUUGUUUUCUGGCAUCUCUGAGGCUUAAGCUUUGGAGACCAGCCAUCGAACAUCCUGUUUUCACUGAAUUUUCCCCUGUUCUUCCCAGUCUCUUCUCCUUUCUUCUGGUUGCAGAGUUGCUGCAAUAGCACCAAGUGUAUGAACAAAUGUGGUGGAACAGAUGCUGAACUGUGUUCACUGUCUCCAUGGGGAGAAGCUGAGAGGGAUCGCAGUGCAAACCAGAUGUUUGUCAUUUUGUUUGAUGCAUCUCCUGAAAAGUGCUGAGACAAUAUGGCCGUGGAGCAGAGUCUAGGAACAGGUGCUGGACAUGAUGGGGAAUGGCAGAAGUGCCUUCCUGCUUACAGGAAAUGCAGGUUUCAGAUAAACAAGAGCCUAUGAGAACUUGCACCUCCCUUCUCCCUCACAGAUGGAAGGCUCCAAGGAAAAAAUCAUCCUGAAUAUUGGGGGAGUGAGAUAUGAGACAUACAGCAGCACCCUCCAGACCUUCCCAGGAACCAAGCUGUGCAGCCUAACAGAGCCCCAUGCCCCAAGCAUCUACGACUAUGAUCCCGCCACCAAAGAGUUCUUUUUUGAUAGGAGUGCUGAAAUCUUCAGCUACGUGUUGAACUAUUAUAGGACCAAACAUUUCCACUGUCCCAUUGAUAUCUGUAGGUCAGUCUUAGAAGAAGAGCUGGCUUUCUGGGAAAUAAAUGAGACACAGCUAGCAUCCUGCUGCUGGUUGAAGCUGAAUAACAAAGAGGUGCAGCCAGAGGAAUUUAACAUUUGGGAUGAAAAUGAACAGACUGAUGACCAGUGCCUCAUAGUCCAGACAGAAAGAAGGGAUUUCAGCUGGCGAACCAGGUGGCAGCCAAAGAUUUGGUCUGUUUUUGAAAAACCCUUUUCCUCUUUCAGUGCUAAGUGCUUGGCUUUUGUUUCCCUGCUGUUCAUCGUUGGAAUCGUCAUCAUAUUCUGUGAGGAGACCAAGGCACAAUUUGAGUUUUUUACUGCUAACUUCACCUCUAUUGGCUAUUCUGAGGUCUCCCACAAUGACCGUGAACCCUAUUACCACCAGCCUGCCUACUUGCUUCAUCUGGAGCUUUUCUGUGUCCUCUGGUUUACUUUUGAGUUCUCUGUGCGAUUUUGUUUCUGCCCAGACAAGAAAUUGUUCUUCCAAAAUCCCCUGAACAUGGUUGACUUCCUCUCUCUCUUCCCGGUUUAUAUUGAACUCUUUGUGGCUGGGCAGAUUCAGAGAAUGCCAAGCCUGGGGCUUUGGUUGGGCUUUGUUCGCGUUGUCUAUCUCCUCAAGCUCCUGAAGAUAUCCAAGCUGAUAGAAACGCCAUUGAUCCUCAGGGUUCUGUGCUACACCCUCAAGUCUAUCCUCAGAGAGAUAUUUAUCCUGCUGAUGCUUCUGGCCUUUGAGACCCUCUUCUUUGGCUCUCUCUUUUUCUAUGGGGAGUUGCUGGGUAGCCACCCCUCCUACACAGGGGAGCUGCACUUCACUGACAUUCUUGUUUGCUUCUGGUGGGCUUUGAUCACGCUCACUACAGUGGGCUACGGAGAUAUUAUCCCUCUCACCACAGCUGGCCAAGUGACAGCAGCCUUAGCCGCGGUGUUCGGCAUGUUAACUAUUAUCAUCCCAAUACCCAUUUUCCUGGUGAAAUUUAAAAGCUAUUAUGACAUUGCUAUCUUCAAACAGAAGCUGAAAAGGAGCAAGAAACUUUAACACUUCAGAACCUGCGUUCCCCUUUGCUUUUAGCAAUAAACCUUCCCUUUUGUGGGAAGGGAGUGCAAGUAGUUCUUACUGCAUUUACUUGCUGCCUUAGCACAUUUCAAACCAUUGGUGAGGCCUCAGGUUGCAGUACUUGAUCAGACCUGUCAAAUCCCAUGGGUCUUUCUCACAUUGUACUUCAUUCCAUGCUCUUUUACAUGCCACAGUUUCUCUCUCUCAUCUAGCUCUUCGGAGACAGGCUGUGAUGCUGCAUUAUAGCCUGAAUGUGCACCACAUAGCUCAGUUCCAUGACCUGGGGCCGCAGCAUAUUCCCUCAGCUGGCAUACAACCCAUGAUGCUAGCUAUGCAUUCCAUCACCUGACAGACCAUAAUAACACUUUGCAUGCUGGGAAAGAAGAUUUGUGCACGGUCCUGCUCUGACAGUGGCGAGGAAGCAUGGGUGGUUUGGUUUUGGUUUUUUUUUAACAGUGUUCUGUUUCCUCAUUUUACCUUAACAAGCCAGUGCAUCUGAUUUGCCUGCCCUCACACAGAUGUAAGGAAGGCAGCAGGCUGAACUGGGUAUCUGCAGUCCUGAGAGCCAGCACUGUUUGAUAACCUGCUUUGCAGGCUCACAGGAAUUGCUGUGGCAUUCGGGUAGCAGCAAGGAAGCCCUCUGACGGCAAACCCUUUUUGGUUCCGCUGAAGUUAAUGGCAAUUUUUCCUUGACCUCAGGGAGAUCAGCAUUGCAUUGGACACUUCCAGUGGAUCAACAUAUUUCAACAGUUCUGGAUUUUUCUGUAAUGAAGUCACUGAGCUGUUAGCUAAAAUACCUGUGUGGGUUUUGCUGUUCAAAAGGAAGAACAUAAUCUACAGUACUCAAUAUAAUUUUAAUGUCAUUUACUUCCUUAAGGCAGAGAUAUAAACUAGGAGUAUUUAUCUCUUAACUGGGUAGUCUUAAUUGUUACCUAUGUUGAAUUUUGAAAUAACAAGUAUUGUUGAGGUAUGAAAAAAACCCAUAUCCCAUUUUUUACAUAGCAAGACGAUGUGCUAAAAUUAUUUUGUUUACUAAGUAAAAAAGUUCUGUAUACAAUAACAUUUAUGUAUUUAAAUUUCAUUAAGGCUGCA